AUGUCCCUGCCUCGGGUCUUGUUGGUUGCCUCCACUGCUGCAUUUGCCUCGGUGGGGCCUAAGGCGUCUGUUGAAGCCUUUCACCUGCAGCCGGCGCUCACCAAGGGUGGUAUUGAAGCGUCGCGUAUCACUACUCAUGUGGAGCUGUUUAAGGGGCCCUCCUCAGCCCCAACCGCGCCGAUGGCGGCAGCUGGGCCCCCUUGGCAGCCCCCUGCAUCUCAGCUCAGUCUCAGUGCAGUUUCAAAUAGUCUUGAUGGAGUGGACAGCUCACCUGGGGCCGACAACAGCGUUUUAGCGAUGGCGUCUUUCUUGCGCUGCCACAAGCCACUCCUUAAUGAUCGGGGCCCCGAAAUACCCGACGGGAAUCUCUGCAUGCUACUGCGGGGUUGCGACGCGCAUCAGCGGAUGAUAUCCCCCUUGGAGCUCAAGACCAAUGCGGAGGCCCUUCCGGGUGCAGCUGCUGCUGGGGUGAUGGCUUCCAAGGGGACCGCAGCGGCCGAGGCUAUAUGCAAACAGCUGGCGGAGGACCUAAAGCUCAGCAAGACUCCUCAUGGGCUCUGUCCCGUCGAGCUACUCAAGCUCGAGGUGGGGAAAGUACACCGUUUGCUGCAGUUCGCAACAGCCGCCGGCCUGAAGAAGAACUUCCUCAGCAAGGAUGCUCUUCUCGUUAUGCUAGAGCUCUACGAGGAAGUGGGAAUCGAUAGCAGCCAUAUUGUACAGGUUAAAGAGAUGGACGAGAAGAGCUUCAAGGAGUUCUUCCUACCGGCCUACGAAGAAGUACUUGCAAAUUUUGAAGAAACAAAGAAGCUAGUCAGGCAUGCAGAGAAAGUGCCUUUCUCGUCUCUACCGUUCGAACCUACCCCAGAUCCUAGGACAAUGACGCCUCUUGUUGUGGACAUAAUGCAGUUUAAAGACAAACUACCCAAUCUCAGGAAUUGGGAAGAUAAGCAGUAG
Eimeria necatrix is the source of this 954-nucleotide messenger RNA. RefSeq lists its product as hypothetical. The transcript has 5 exons. The record is from RefSeq and is a predicted model, not a curated record. NCBI's taxonomy places the organism in Eukaryota, Apicomplexa, Conoidasida, Eucoccidiorida, Eimeriidae. Bases 1 to 954 code for a protein of 317 amino acids.